This is a messenger RNA of Helobdella robusta, 1176 nucleotides long. RefSeq lists its product as hypothetical. Gene Ontology annotation, molecular function: magnesium ion binding; ADP-ribosylarginine-[protein] hydrolase activity. The record is from RefSeq and is a predicted model, not a curated record. NCBI's taxonomy places the organism in Eukaryota, Metazoa, Annelida, Clitellata, Rhynchobdellida, Glossiphoniidae. The transcript is spliced from 10 exons. Gene Ontology annotation, biological process: protein de-ADP-ribosylation. Bases 1 to 1176 code for a protein of 391 amino acids.
AUGACAAAUACAUGCACUUACAAAAAAACACACACACAAGCACCCACCCACCCACACACACACACACACACACACACACACACACACACACACACAACACACACACAUAGGUACAAGGCAGCUAUGUUGUUGGGAGGUGCUGCUGAUGCAAUUGGGUUUUACAAGGGAACAUGGGAGUUUGAGAUAUCUGGUGACAAAAUUCAUCAAGAGGUCAAAAAGAUGGGUGGAAUAGGAGCUUUGAAUGUUAAAAAACCUCAAUGGAUUGUGUCAGAUGAUACUGUCAUGCAUCUUGCCACAGCUGAAGCCAUAAUUGAAUAUGGGAAGAGCAGGUCUGGUGAUAUAAAAAAGUUGUACCAGAUGGUGGCGAAACAUUAUCAUGUUUCCAUGCACGACAUGAACGGCAGAUCACCAGGUAUAACAUGCACGCAUGGCGUCUCACAGUUGAAACCAAACAGACCUGAUGGAUACAUGAUACCUUUCAAUGACAAGGGAGGUGGAUGCGGAGGUGCUAUGAGGUCCAUGUGCAUUGGCAUGUAUUACCCAAAACCUGAACAAAUUGAUUCGUUGGUUGCUCUGAGCAUUGAGUGCGGUCGCAUGACCCACAACCAUCCAACCGGCUACUUAGGAUCGUUAGCAUCUGCUUUGUUCACUCACUACGCUGUUCAAGGAAAACCCGCUCAUUGCUGGGGUGCUGGCCUGAUGGAGACGUUGGAACUCGCAUGGGAAUAUGUGAAGAAAGAAGGAAGAGAUGUUGACAAAAAUCAACUGCAUUGGAAUUACUUUAAAAAUGCAUGGGCGGACUAUUUGAAGGUGCGCGGUUUAACUGACGGAAAGUCACCACCGAAGUUUCCAGACGUCUACGGCGUUUUGGAAAGGGACAAGUUUUACAAGAAAGUAAGUUACAGUGGCUGGGGAGGUUCCUCGGGACACGACGCCCCUAUGAUAGCGUAUGACGCAUUUUUAGGGUCAGGAGAUAGUUGGGAGGAACUAUCGAAUCGAGCAUUUUUUCAUGGUGGUGACAGUGACAGCACUGCCAUCAUAGCUGCCACAUGGUUUGGUAUCAUGUAUGGGACUAAAGGGGUCCCGGCCGGAAAUUAUCAGAACUUAGAAUACAAAGAUCGCCUUGAAGAUGCUGGAAGCAAAAUUUUUGAUUUGGUCGAAUAUUUAUUCAGCUAA